GUAUAGAUGGCUCUGAUUAGAGGGGUUCUCUAGCGCCCUCUCUCAGUAUAAACAUUAUAGUCUUAACUUGUAGAUCACAUAAACAUAAUGUUGUCACGCAUUAUUAUGAUACAUUUAUCAAGGGCAAUUGGGACAAAUGUCAAAUCUGUUUUUACCUCGAGGGUCUAACAAAGUAUAAACAUGAUUAAUACCUUUCGUAACAAAGAAUGGCAAUCAACCAGUCAUCAGUAUUCAAUGGGGCUGACCUCGGAUCGGAUCCCGAUCCCGUCGGAUCGGGUGGUCGCGUACGUUACCCGACCUUUGAAGUUUAUGAAAACAUGACGAAAUGUCGGGAUUACGUUUUUAAAAUAAACUCCUCUCAUCUACGAAUGGUCUGGUCCAAUUUACCCGACACUUUGUGAUAACCCUAUGGCAAAUCGAAAGAGAAAUAGAUAACAUCAGUGAAAAAUAUAUUAUUGUGCAUUGAUAUUUUUAAUUGGGAUGGUCUAAAAACGACGAUAAAUAAUACUCGUGCAUGAAAUACAUGUAUAGCAAAUUCAAAUAAAUCCGGGGAGAGUAGGGCUCUUAUUUUUCUAAAUCUUCAGGCCCGAGUAUCGUGUCGCAGUCUCAAGAAAAUGACAAGGAAGCGGGUAUUUCUAGAUAUCCCGUCGUCCUAUUGUUAUGAUGCUGUUGUGAAAGAUGAAGAGAGUGGGAUGAUAGUCCUAGUGCAGGAUGGUUUUACCAUGGAAGAUGCUCUACGGGACGCCACCAAUGUAUUGAUUGACAGGCUGACAUCUGCAGGGCAGAUGAAAGAGUCCACUUCCUGUUUGGUGCCAGCUUAUUCAUCCCCACUCGUGCUCAUCCAAGGUAGUUGUCCUCCGGGAGAAGGCAUCAAGUGUGAUACCGUAUGUGAGUUUGCCUGCAGUGGUGCUAGCUAUACCAUGGUUGGAAAUCAUACCAUUAAGUGCGAGCCAAAUACAACUCUAUCCAAUGUCUUCCCUCGUUGCCAAGCAAAUAAACAACCAACCACACGCAUCACCACGACUACUAUAACAGCAUCUUCGACAAACCAUGUGCUUCAUACGACGACUAGUUCACCACGCUCGACAACAAAGAAAAGUCCUUCCACAAAGAGGGUUUUUACCACGCAGAUGAAUUCUUCCACAACUGAGAAUGCUCUCUCAACGGGAAAUCCGACGACACAGCAAGGUCCUCCAGCGACUAAGGAUCCGUUGACGUCGGAGGGUUCAUCGACUAAGAAGGGUUCUGGGACCACUGGGAGUCCUACCACCAAGGACAACCCAACCACAAAGAAAGGUCCUAGUCCUACCACACCAAGGAGUCAUUCCACUCCGAAGACAGUUCCUUCUACUUCUGCUCUUCCUCAGACAUCACGUACAUUUAGGAAGUUUGGACUUAUUGGCUUCUUAGGCGUCCCCCUACUCCUUCUGCCAGUAAUUUACAUCAUCUAUAAAUUACGUCACAGACAUGACAGACUACAGUCUAUGCCCCUUGACCCCCGCUGGGCCUUUGCCCCUGGACUUUACACCAAUUUACGUUCCACUUGCUUCGCUCGCUUUGCCCCACCUGAUCUUUAA
Molecule: messenger RNA, 1577 nt
Organism: Strongylocentrotus purpuratus (purple sea urchin)
Lineage: Eukaryota; Metazoa; Echinodermata; Echinoidea; Camarodonta; Strongylocentrotidae
Product: integumentary mucin A.1-like
Exons: 5
Coding region: 615-1577 (320 amino acids)
Cellular component (GO): cytoplasmic vesicle
Source: RefSeq, a predicted model, not a curated record